This is a messenger RNA of Cucurbitaria berberidis CBS 394.84, 2733 nucleotides long. RefSeq lists its product as uncharacterized. NCBI's taxonomy places the organism in Eukaryota, Fungi, Ascomycota, Dothideomycetes, Pleosporales, Cucurbitariaceae. The coding region runs from base 1 to 2733 and encodes 910 amino acids. The record is from RefSeq and is a predicted model, not a curated record. The transcript has a single exon.
AUGAGCAAUAUCCGAGACGCCGACGGUGAGCUCGACUGCAUGCAAGGACCUGAAAUGGCGGAACAGCAGCUACAAAGUAAAGAUCACGAAUUGGUGGCAAAUGGGAAGCCGACUGAACUCGUAGGUGGUGGUGAUAGGACUGAGAGUACGGGAAAAGAGCCUGGGAUGACUGCGCAGGAGCAUUCGAUACUCAAGAUCAAGCACCAGGGCCACGAUUCUACAGAAAUCGGACUCCCGGAAGAACAGAACUCUAUUGAACUCACCGAAAAACCUUUACACCGGGAGUCUUUAGACAACAUCAUCGAUGACUUCAGCACAGAGGAUGUAAAGCAAACUCCAGAUAGUGGCUCAAAGCAGCUUCCUAGUCAAGUGCCUUCACGUUCAACCUCUACACCAGACGACCAGAAGGCCCUGGGCUAUGAACAACGCGCUACCGACACCGAAACGAACCUCCCCAGGCCCCUGAUUCACUCUGAGCAUACACCGAGUCGAGGCGACUUCAUCAAACAAGAGCCUGAACCAGUAGAGCAUCAAAAGUCCCAAUCUAUCAAGCCGACCCCGAGUACGCAUGUAAUGGAUAUCGCCGCAAGUCCAGACGAUGAUGCGAUAUAUGUCCCUAGCAACGAAGCUUUCCACCAGGUUUCAGACAUGGUUGUCCGCGAGCCUUCUGGAGUGGGUCAAAGUGGAAAGAAGCUAGCAAUCAAGGAGCGCAGGGAGAACGAAGAGGAUGUUCAAAGCCCUUUAGGCGAAGUUAUGGAUGAAGGGUUGCAAGGUGACGAAGUUCAACAGCCUGUUCCUAGUGAGACCUUACUGGGGCCCUUAGAAGCUGCCACUCAAUUCGAAGAGUUACAGGCGGCACCGCAGGGUUUACAACACGAUAAGGAACUUCAGUCGCAGCCUCAUGAUCCAUGCGCAGAAUCUGAAAUCUCUGAUUUAGAGCAUGAGGAAGAGGAUAGUGAGGGCGAGGACGAUGACGGGGACGAUGACGAUGACGGGGACGAUGACGAUGACGGGGACGAUGACGAUGACGAAGAAGAAUAUGAGAUCAAGGGUCAUACUUCAAGACCGGCGCUCAAUGGGCGCAAUCAACUCUACAGAGAAGAGCUUGGAUACUCAAUGCCGACUCCUACACCCCCAUACCAACGCGUCUCGUCACAAUUCAGGAGAGACAUGUAUCCCGAGCAAUAUCCGCAACCCCCUCUUAGUGUCGACAAUCCUCGCAACCCUAAUUUCGGGGUAAACUAUCAACGUCAGAAUCGGAUGCAUACUGAGCAACAGCGAAGACACAUAACAGAGAAUCUCUAUGUGUCACAGCAGCGUGGUCGACAGAUGUCAGUCAAUUUUGAUCAGAGCAUACCAAAAAUGCCUCCUGUGUCUAUGGACUAUCGAGAUACUCCACGGGGCAGCUAUCAGUACACUGGCUUCGAACAAUACCCGAUGGACUUUCAUCCUGCAGGUCACCAUGGGGCAAGGAACGGUCCAAUGCCUUCUAAUCCAGCUCGUCGCCCUGUCUCAUCGCAUGGCUACAGGGUACCUGGUCCACCUUCUAUACCUCUCACGCCCGACGACUGGCAGUCUGGUGCGCAUAUAGAAUCAGUUUUACCGACUAUCGAACGCUCCGUCGCCGUAGCACGGCUCAACAAAGAGCGUAGUGGUACUUCCGAUGACGAUGAGCCACUAAGGACACGUGUGAAGCGCCAUCCGUCGGUCGUGAGCCAGGAUUCUAUCAUCGAUGAUUCACCUGAGAUUAGAUCUUCAAGGUAUAUCCGGCCAGGUGCACACCGAGGUCAAGAUUCAGAUGUUGAGUUCGUGGCCAGCAAGCCGAAGUCUAAGCAGGUCUCUGUGCAGAACCCAGUGCGCAUGCAACGUCUUCUCCCUCAGCCCGUGCAAGAUACCAUUGACGUGCCAUCUUCUUCCUCGCCAGAGAAUGAAAUCGGGUCCUGGAAACUUCCACAGUUCGAAGUGCAGCGUCAAAUUAACGACAAGAAAGACGACCACCCCAGCGUCAAAGUCUCCCUUCCGAAUUUGAUACGAGAGGAGCUCCUGCUCUCUGCUGAUCACUCAGAGCAAGAAGUCCACCUUUUACUCAACAUAUUCCUUCCAAGCCAACAAGCUCUCGCUGAGCCCGAUCCCACUCCGGCUACCGCGGUGCUGAACUUCCACACCAUCGCCGUGAUGGUAAUCGAAGCGUUCGUGCAGUUUGAGAUCGGGGAUGAGUAUGGACUAGGUCGCGGUCACUUCCAUCAGAACUACAAUCAUGGUGAUGAAGAGUACGAGAAGAUGCGAGAUGCAAAGGAUGCGGACGUUGAUGAGAUCUUUUUCGCAGUCAUUGACCGCUGGCGUGCAGGACUUGAGAGCAGAAAGGAGCCUCUCCUCCUCAUCCGUGGAGUCCAAGAGUUCUGCGACGUUGCUCUCGACGUCAUAUACUAUAUCAAGGAGCAUGGUUUUGUCGAGCCUGAACCCAAAGCCCGUCGCGAACGUUCAGACAAGGGUACGAAGCGUGGACCCCGGAAAAGCAAGGAGGAAGAGGUCACGGAGACUAGUAAGGGCAAAGGCAAACAGAAGGUGGAUGCGGAGGAACAGGUCAAGCCGAGUCGAGGUGUCAAGCGCAGUGCGACACAGAAAGUGAACACGCUGCAACCGAGGAAGAAGGUGAAGCCUGAGCCAAAGAGGAAGACGAAGGCGAAGGCGAAAAGCAAGGCUCCGGAGAUUACAGUGAUUAGGAGAAAAUGA